Octopus sinensis (East Asian common octopus) is the source of this 1864-nucleotide messenger RNA. RefSeq lists its product as uncharacterized. Lineage: Eukaryota; Metazoa; Mollusca; Cephalopoda; Octopoda; Octopodidae. The transcript is spliced from 2 exons. Bases 656 to 1657 code for a protein of 333 amino acids. The record is from RefSeq and is a predicted model, not a curated record.
AAUCACAGCACAUACCCAAGGCACACAGAGCUUCGCUCGGUAGUGAAGUGAAAGCACGCUAUAAAAAUAAAACUACUGAAUAAUAAUAAUAAUACCAAAAACUGAACUCGACCCCCAACAUUCCCAUCGAAGCCAUUGACACCCCGGCACUUCCAAUAAUCCAAUACAGUUUUAACAUCAUUAACUGGAAUCUUAGCGGGUUCCAACACCUGGAUAGAAAAACAAGAAAACUACUAACUUCUUAAGAACAUGCACCACCCAAAAGCAGACGUUGAUAGUCUGCUUUACCUACAUAGAAGUAAUGGGGGGAAGAGGAUUGAUGCAGGUAAAUCUGUGCUGUAAGACACCUCCUCAAUAGCAAUGAACAAAUAGUUAUCUCGUACAGAGGACUGGAUGCUGUGGUUUGUGUGCAAAGACGAAAGCAGCAAAAAUCACAUUCCAUUGCGAAGGAAGCUUGUAAAUUCGCAAGGGAACUCGACAUUAACCCUGAAUUAAAUGAAGAACUGGAAACCACUGCCACCAAACAAAACGGAUCAAAGAAACAGCAAAAAAGAACGGGCAGAAACAAAUUGAAGAGAGGUGGUGCCAGAAGCCUCUGCAUGGACAAUAUAAAUUGGAUUGAACGCGUGACACAUCCAUUUCCAAAUAACCAAAUAUGGCUGCCGUGCAGACGACAACAACAGCAACCAGUUCUCUUAUUCUUUCAAUCAUUCUUAUUAUCACACUGACAUCACUAAACAUCGAUGCGAAGGAACUCGGCAAUGAUUGUGAAGUUAAAAUCCCUCCCAAUAUCAGUGAGAUUUUAUUUCGUUUAGUAAAAUUAGAAAAAGAGGUUUUCAAUUUUGAAGUCCAUUUAUCAAACAAGACACUUGAUGAACUUCUUAAUCCUGUGCCAUUGGAUUAUUUUGCAAAUGCGAGGAGUUUUACGUGGAUUACAGAUAAAUCAGGCGCUUUAACUAUAUAUAAAACUUUCCCCUAUGAUUUUUCAAUGCACACUUUUAAUAUGUUGGACGUCUACGUUGCUAAACAAAGGAUUGAUAUCAAUAUCACUUGUGGGAAACAAAAUAUUCAGAGACACGAUUUAAUAUAUUUGAUAUUCGACGCAUUGAAAAGACUCAUAUUUAUGGACAAACUGCAAAUGGGAGAAUCUGGAUACAUGUGUUUUUAUAUAAAUUUGUCUCAAGACAUGAAGAAGAACAGCCCUGGCACAUUUGAAGCUCACAAAAGAAUUGGUAUAAAUCGAGAACUGUUGAAGAACUAUUGCUGUAAACUCUAUAAAAAUGGAAGCUAUUUUUAUCACUCCAAAUCUAUUUGUUCAGGAAAGAUUAUUGAGAAUGCUAUGUUUCAGAAUUUAGCACGUAUCGCCGGUGCCGUUUUGUGGGCUAUAUUACCAUUACUCAUUAGUUUCGUAUCAAAAGCGAAAGUACCUUCACAUUCCCGUCAACUCAAUCUGCCACUGUUUGCUCACGAUGAAUUCAUAUUUACAAUUAAAAACACAUUACCAUACAAAUCAGAGUGGAUCAAUGUAAAACAUUGUGGAGACAUAAACCCUCAAAUUUGUGGGGCGUUCACUAGUCGAUUAUAUCGACUCCAGUAUUUCACUGGUAUUUCAUUUAUCGACUUACAUGCACACGCACACGCACAUAUAUACAUCUAAAUGUACAAUCUGAAAAACAAUUCUUCAUUGCUUAAUAUUUUCUUUCUGUCUGGUUUAAUCCAGGUUUUUGUUUAUUUUGUUUCGAAUCGAAUAAAGAAUUUAUUUUGAUAUCGACUAUAACGUUGUUUGUCUUUCUUCUCGGAAUCCAUGUCUCUGGGCGCUUUGUCAUACUUCUCUCAAAGCAUUUCCGUAUUUGUGUGUGUAAAU